This is a messenger RNA of Pseudonaja textilis, 3494 nucleotides long. NCBI's taxonomy places the organism in Eukaryota, Metazoa, Chordata, Lepidosauria, Squamata, Elapidae. The record is from RefSeq and is a predicted model, not a curated record.
AUGAUGGCCCUUGUUAUGGAACCUAUUAGCAAGUGGACGCCGAAGCAAGUAGUGGACUGGAUGAAAGGUCUUGACGACUGCCUACAGCAAUACAUUAAAAACUUUGAGAGAGAAAAGAUCAGUGGGGAGCAGUUGUUGCACAUCACCCAUCAGGAGCUGGAAGAAUUGGGAGUCACUCGGAUUGGCCAUCAAGAACUGAUUCUAGAGGCGGUUGAUCUUCUCUGUGCCUUGAACUAUGGCUUGGAGACUGAAAAUCUGAGAACGCUUUCCCACAAGCUGAACGCAUCUGCCAAAAAUCUUCAAAACUUCAUCACGGGUAGAAGAAGGAGCGGUCAUUAUGACGGACGGGCCUCCCGAAGACUGCCAAAUGAUUUCCUUACCUCCGUCGUGGACUUGAUUGGUGCUGCCAAAAAUUUGCUUGCCUGGUUAGACAGGUCUCCAUUUGUCAGCGUGACAGAAUACUCACUGCUGAAAAAUAAUAUUGUUCAGCUCUGCUUAGAACUCACUACCGUUGUUCAACAGGAUUGCACAGUGUAUGAAACAGAAAAUAAAAUUCUUCAUGUGUGUAAAACGCUGUCUGGUAUCUGUGAUCAUAUCAUCUCUCUUUCAUCAGAUUCUCUGGUGUCUCAGUCAGCUCAUCUUGAAGUUGUUCAUCUUACCAGCAUCAUGCCCAGUGAAGGUUUGGUUGGCUGGCAAUUAAAGAAUCUGGUCAAUGCAUUGCGUGAAGACCCAAACGGCGUGAUCUUAACAUUGAAGAAGAGACCUCAGAAUACCCUCGUUUCUGCUCCGGCACUACUCAAAAAUGUCAGGUGGAAACCUCUUGCUCUCCAGCCUGUGAUUCCAACCAGCCCAACAAGCAGUUUCACCACACCAACCAGCACAAUGGGUAUGAACUCCAAAAUGGACAACUCGACACUGCAAGAUGUGUUCAUCUUCUCCCCCGUGUCCGGACUCUAUGGCCCCAGGGAUGACAUCGGCCUUGUGUCAUGUGAUGAAAUCAGCAAAUACGGGAUUGGGAAGUCUGCCAUGAAAGGUUCUGAAUCUCCAAGCUACUUCUUGGAACAAGAAAGUGGGAAGUAUUACACGUUAAUUGAAGGCGAGGAUCAUCCCAUGAGUUCUGAAUAUGAAAGAGGUAGAGUGACAGGGGUGCGGAGAAGAGAAAAGACACCUAUGCAUGGUGAUCUGAGGCCAGUUUCUAUGUCAACAGAAUACAGCUGGAUAGGAGAUUCAAAAGAGCCAAACAUGUACAAGAGGGGUAGUCGUGAUUCUGAGAACUCGCUCCUACGAUACCUGAGUGAUGACAAGAUCUUAGUCAUCCAAGAAGAACCAUUGACCCAAAAAGAUAACAAGCGUGAUACAGGCCGGCGGUCCAGGAAGAAGGGCAAGAACAGUGGAAGUCCUAACUAUCCUGUUAGCUCCUCCGUGAUGACCUCAUCUACUAAUGUACGGCUUGAACCCGGACAACAGGAUGUCCUAAAUUUCUCCUUAGCAGAAAGCAACACCGUCCCCCUCUAUCACAGAACAGGAGACGCUGCUGGAGAUUCUGAAAGGUAUGUCAGCUCUGUUGCUGAGCGCCAAGGAGGUACAGCUAUGAGAAAGUCAUUUCACUAUGCUUCCCUGAGGGUAAAGAGCAAAAAAUGGCCCAAAGGUGGUUCUCUGAACAACAGUAGCCGACGGCGAAUUUCCUGUAAGGAUUUGGGCCACGGUGACUGUGAGGGUUGGUUAUGGAAGAAGAAGGAUGCCAAAGGUUACUUCACCCAGAAAUGGAAAAAAUACUGGUUUGUCCUGAAGGAUUCUUCCCUCUACUGGUACACUAACCAAAACGAUGAAAAGGCAGAAGGAUUUAUCAGUUUACCUGAGUUCAGAAUAGACAGAGCAAUUGAAUGCAGAAGGAAACAUGCUUUCAAGGCUUGCCACCCCAAAAUCAAGAGCUUCUACUUUGCAACAGAUUGCCUGGAAGAAAUGAACCGAUGGAUGAACCGUCUAGGUCUGGCUGCCAUUGGUUACACACCUGAUGACAAGGAUAUUCGGCCAGAUGAAGCAGAUUAUUGGAGUGAAAGUGACCAGGAAGAUGUUGACAACUCCUUAAUGCUGAAACAAGAAGGACCCAUUGUGCUUUGUGACUCCUACCACCGGACCCCCUCGAUGAAUUCUUCAAGUCCAUUCCCUGAGCCCAAACAUGGCCGUCACUUCUCCAAUGAAUCAACCUAUUCCCAUUCUUCUGCAGAAGAAUCCCGACAGGAUCCAGCAGCAGGGAACACUCACUCUGCAGGAGGUUCUAGACCUCCCUACAGAGAACGGCGUUCAUGGCAGGAUCUUAUAGAGACUCCGUUGACCAGUUCAGGACUCCAUUUUCUCCAGACUGUCCCUACUGAUUCAGACUAUGUGAACGAGAGAUUUGGGGUGUCCCCGGAGAGGCGGCGGCAAGCCACCUUACCUGUCCAGAGACGCCACAACCACGAUCAGGAUGGCCCUUUCCCAUUGGUCGAGUGCUACAAAGGUCACAGUUCUCACUCCAAGCCCCAGAAGCAAAGAAGCCAAAGCCUUCCACGAAAUCGCGAUGUCCGGAUCAAAGGGCGAGUAAAAACGAGUGGGAUCUCUGAAGAGCGAUCGGAAGAGGAAUUGGCCGUUAAAAAGCCAAGUAACUUGUGUGAAGAGGAAAAAGUAGAAGAACGAAGGAAGAGCACCGAUGGUCUUCAUGAACUCUACAAGACUUUGGAACAAGCCAGUUUGUCAGCCUUUGGAGAGCAACGCCCUUCCACCAAGCAGGAAUUCCGGAGGUCCUUCGUAAAGAGAUGCAAUGACCCUGUCAUCAAUGAAAAGUUGCAUCGCAUCAGAGUACUGAAAAGUACUUUAAAAGCCAAGGAAGGAGAUCUGGCCAUGAUCAACAACUUGCUCCACGAACCUAACUUGACGUCCAAGAAAUUCAAGGAAUGGAAAAUAAAGAACUAUGAGUUUUUCCUGGACAUUUGUGAGUACAGCGGUGCUUUGAAAGCCAAGAACGGAGCUUCUGAACUCACCAUUACGGCCUCUCUGCUCUCACACACACAUUCCUUCAUCGAAACCCACGUCUGACCAUGUGAGGGUGGAGAGCAACUGGAGGGGAGGGAGAAACGAUCCCUUUUGUGACAAAACACUGUAACCCAUGUCAAUAAUGUAUCCAGCUAUAUUGUAAAUAGAUUGGAUAAGAAUUUAGUACCAUCGGAUGCCUACUGCAUUGCAUGAUGAGACAGAUUUCUUUAUUUAUUUUUACUCCCCCUUUUCCAGAAUUACUUAGGGUUGUUUUCUAAAUCUGCUUUGGUAAAGAAGCAGCGUAGAAGGAUCAACGGGCAUAAAAUGACACAAAACUGCAGUAUAUUUAUAACACCAGUAUACUUACCCUUAUUUUAAAAAAAAACAAGCAAACAUUGGAGUGCAGUCCACAGGAUUCCUCUUUCUUUUAUAUAUGUAGAUAUACUGCACCUACUCAUAUCUAUGUAUAUAAAAAGGAAUGU